GCUGCAAAAGUCCCUGUUAAAGAGCAUGUAUCUAAUGAGAAGCAGCUGGAAAAUGUGGAGUCUCAGCUGGAGAAAAUGGUUGAAGGCAACUACUAUCUGCGCAAAUCAGCAAAAGAGGCGUAUACAUCUUAUUUAUUAUCAUAUAAUUCACACUCCAUGAAGGACAUCUUUAAUGUUCACCGCCUUGAUCUGCAGGCGGUUGCAGCGUCCUUUUGCUUUUCUAAUCCACCCAAGGUGAAUUUGAACUUAGACAGCAGUGCAUCAAAGUUCAGGAAGAAGAUGCGUAAAGUAGAGGGAAGUCGAAACGGAUUCAGUGAGAGCAAUCCUUAUGGUAGGCAAAAAGGUGGAGAUGACAAUCGACAAUUUGUAAGGCAUUAGAGGAGCCUUCGUGUGUGCAGUAAAUUAUGCUUUUUUUCUGUUCCUUGCAACAAUAUCUUAUGUAUUCAUUUACUGCUGAAGUUUUGUAGCUGAAAUUGAGACUGUAAAACGCAAUUUUGAUUGAUGGCGUAAAUGCAAGUCAUCUGCCGUAGUUACCUACUUUGUAAAUUAAAAUUGAUAUUUUUUAUCAUGAGUUCGUUACCGGUAUUGUUCAUUCAGGAAUUGAGGAUUAGUGUACCAUUUUAUAUUUGAUACAGUUGCAUACAUU
Prunus avium (sweet cherry) is the source of this 646-nucleotide messenger RNA. The record is from RefSeq and is a predicted model, not a curated record. NCBI's taxonomy places the organism in Eukaryota, Viridiplantae, Streptophyta, Magnoliopsida, Rosales, Rosaceae.